CGUAUCGUGAGUUCCGUCAUCCUCAUCCGUCAUUUCGUGAUAUUGUCAUAGUUUCCUGUAAAUUUGGCUUAUUCGUAUUCUAUUUAUAUUUAUUAUAAUUGUUAUUUAACUAAGUAUACCUCGAUUAUGAAUCGAAAUAAAUAAAUCAAAAUCAUUAUAAAAAAUAUGGACAACCCGGAAUCUAAGAUGCAGCAAGAUGUUUCUAAGAAAAAUUCAUUAGAUGAACUCUCUAAAGAGGAACUGGUAACAAAAUGUAAAAGCUUGCUUCUAAUAGCUCAAAAAGCAAGGCAUUCAAAGCAAGAGCUUCAAACUCAAAUAGACCAAUAUAAAGUAAAAGAAGUGGAAUAUGAAAACUCAAAGAAAAAAUAUGAGGAGAAAAUUCACACCCUUGAAGAACUUGCAAAUUCUCUUACUGAUCAGAAACUCAACUACAUAACAGACCUUGAGUCUGCUCAAAAUAAAUUGAAAGGUUUAAAUCAACAGUGUAUAAAGUCUGAGGAAGAACUAAAAAUUCACAAAGCAGAGUUGAUCAUAAAAGAAAAGAAAUAUGCAGAAACCCUAGUCAAGUUAUCUGACCUAGACAGUGAAAAUAUAUCUUUAAAACGACAAAAUACCAGACUUGUGGAGGAAAAUGAGCAACUUCUUAACCAGCUAUCUGAGUUAGAAGCAAGAAUAGAAGAGUUCAAUAAUAUUGGACUCCAGCAAAGAGAACAGUUAAAGGUGUUAGAAGAAAAACUCCAGUCAGAAAAUGAAUAUGAAGCAACAUUUAAAGAACUUAAUGAGAAAAUUGCUGAUCUUGAAAGUAAACUGAAAUCAUCAGAAAAUACUGAUGAAGGUAAGAAUAAAACAAUUGAAUAUGAAAAUAAGAUAAAAGAGUUAACACAACUAUAUGAGAAUGAAAAAAAUAUCCAAGAAAAAUCUAGCAUUAAGUUAAAAAGUUACAGGGAAAAAUUUUCUAAAUGUGCUGCUUGUAUAAAUCAACUCAAAAAUUCGAGAUUUAUACUAUCAAAAACUGUGAAAGAGUAUUCUGAGAACAUUCCUAAAUGGCAAAAUGACAUUAUCGCUGCUUCCGUCGUUUUAGAUGGCCAGUUAAAAAAGCUUAAUGAAGAAAAUAAUAGUUUAAAAAAUAAGUUAGCCCUAUUAGAGGAGCAAUUAAAACAACAGACAAAUGUAACAGACUGUAAUUCUACGAUAUCUAAUUUAAAAGAUGAAGUCCAAUCUUUAAGAAACCAAAACAUCCAUUUACAAAAACAAAAAGGUGACUUGGAACAAAAUAAUAAUGAUCUAACAAAACACUUGCAAGCUCUUGAAGAUAGCAUUCAAGAUAGUGAUAACAUAAAACAUGAACUGGAAAAACUAGGAGAAAAAUAUGAAGCUUUAUUAUUUAGGAAUACAGAAUUGGAGAAAAAAGAAACUAAGAAUGCGGAACUUAUAGACCAGUUACAAAAACAAAAUACCAAUAAUGAAGUAAUAGAACAUUUGGAGUUGCAAAUAAGAGCUUUGGAAAGCGAAAAAUCUACUCUAGUCAAAGAAAAACUUAAUGCUAGAGAUAUGUCUCUGGAAUUAGAAGGGAAAAAUAAUAUCCUGACCAAUCAAGUUCAAAAGAUGCAAAAUGACAUACAUAAUUUGAACUUAAAAGUCAAUGAAUUAAAGAAAGAGAACGAAAUUUUACACGAACGCGCAAAAUCUGAAAAAGAUGGGCAAGUUAGUGUGUUAAAAUGUCAAGUGGCAACUCUUCAAGAGCAGCAUGAUUUAUUGAAACAAGAGUAUGAAAGUAUAGUCGACAUAAAUGGGUUACUAAAGGAAGAAGUUGAAACUCUGAAAUUAUCUCUGGAACAGCCGAAGGAUGAGACUGACAAUAUGUCUGAAUUAAAUGUAUCAUUGCAAGCCGAUAUUGUGAAGUUGGAAACAAAAUUGGCGGCCUACAAACAGGAAAACGCUACACUUAUAGCCGAAGUUAAGGAAUCGCGUUCGAAACUCAAAGAGUUUGAUAGUUUAGUCGGUGAAAAUGAAGAUACAAAAUUAAAACUUUCAAGUUAUAAAACGGAAAACGCUGAAUUACUAAACGAAAUGAAAGAAAUCAAUCAAGUAAUUAAAGAACGUGGAGAGAGUAUAUCUAAAUUACAAAAAGCUAUUGGUGAAAUGGAGAGAUUAAUAGAUACAUUAGAAAAAGACAGGGAUAUGUCUAAUAAGGAAAAAGAAGAACUUCGUAAAUCAAUAGAAGCGCUAGAACAUGAAUUAAGUAAUGCAAAACAGAAAACCACAGAAGAGAAUGACAUAAGCCAGAAGUUAUUGUCUGACAGAGAAUCUGCAAUAAAGAACUUGGCUGAAAAAGAAGCGAUUAUUUUGGCUUUAAGAGAAGAAAUAGAAAAACUUAGACAACAAUCUUGUUCGGCUGCAGACAUAAGUAACGAAGAUAUGUCUACUUCAACGAUAUCUAAAGCGGAAGAGUAUUCACGAAUGCGCGACUUAGACGAAACUUUUGAGGAAAAGUACACGAAACUUCGAAUUUUUGCUUUAAAACUAAAAAAGAAAUUGAAUGAGACCAUGAUGCAAUUGCAAAGUGCAGAAAAAGAAAAAGAGAAACUUAUUAAGUUGCUCGAUGAGACUUCCAAAACCGUGGUAGCCUCAAGUGAUGAGGUCGAUCACGGACACGCAAAGCAGGCGCAGCAGGAACAAAAAAAUCAGGCUCUUGUAUCGGAACUCGAGAAUAAAGUGCAAAGCCUCACUCUCUCUGUUCAGUCUAUGGAAUCAUCUGCUAGUGAAUUACAACUACUUAAAGGAGAACUUGCAAGUGUAAACCAGAGGUUAGAAGCUGAAAUAGAGGCUCACAAAUCUACAAAGGAAAGCCUAGACAAAGCUCGUCGCGAUGUUAAGAAAAAAGAUGUUCUCAGCUUAGAAAUGGAAGAUUACGAGAAAUCUAUGAAGGACCUAACCUCAAAGAUGCAGGAAAACAAGAAAAAAAUAGUCCAGAUGGAGUCUACAAUCGAUACGCAAGAAGGGACUAUCGCUUCUAUGAAAGUACAGAUUAAUUUGUUAGAAGAACAAAUAAAAGCUGAGGAAACACAGAACCGGUUGCUCCGAGAGGAGUUGCAGAAUGCUAUCGACGAGUUAAAAGAAAAGAAUGAAGUCAUUCAAGCAAAAAAGAACAUCAUUUCAAAACUAGAGCAAGAAGUCGAAGAUGAGAAGCGGAAAAAUGAAGAAUCCAGCCUUGAGACUACUUCUUUACUGAGUGAGAAAGAAAAGAUUAUCAUCAGUCUCGGGCAAGACAAGGCGGAAUUGAAUAACAAAAUGAAACGAAUCGAGUUCAAGUGCGCUGAACUGAAUGACCAAUUGAAUAUCACGAAAAUUGAGUUGGAGGACUUAAAAACUGAACAUGCUAGUUAUAAGGUUAGAGCUCAAGCUGUGCUGCGCCAGAACCAGACAGUAGAUCACAGCCAGGAGGAGCGGCUGAAGGAAGAAGCCGCGGCGUUUAAGGCUCACAUCGAAACACUUUCCUCUAAACUGGCGACAGUAGAGUCGCAGUGCUCCGCUGCCGAGGAGGAGGCAGCGGCGGCGCGGCGGCGCGCGACCGAGGCGGCGGGCGAGCUGGCGCGCGCGCAGCAGCGGGCCGCGAGGCUGCACGCCGACCUCGCGCGCCUCUCGCAGCAGCUUGACACCGAGCGGGCGCACCAUAAGCUACAAGUAUCAACUCUUACACAAUGCUACAAAACGCAAAUGGCGGACAUGGAGGCGCGGCACCACAAGGAGUGUGACGAGCUGCGCAACCAGCUGACGAUCGCGCAGGAGACCGUGGCCCCGGCCGACCUCGACAACCGCACCUUCGUGCCCGUCGCGCCCAAGGAGGACAGCGACACAGAACUGGACAUCAACGUGUCCAUGAUACCGAGGGAGGAGGGAGAGGGGUCAGAGUCGGCGCCAUCGCCGCCGCCAUCAAAGUACAAAGCCGAAGGAGCGAAGGCCGGCACGCGGUCGCCGGUGCCGCUGGAGCGGCUGCUGGAGGAGGGCGUGCCGGAGGACGAGGCCUCCGACGCCGCCGCCCUCGGCCUCACGCCCGACCAGGAGAUCCUGGACCUGCGCCGCAAGCUGCUAUCGCAGCAACAGAGAGUGAAACACGUGACCGUGCUGCUUGCUGAGUCGGAGCGGGAGUGCGCGCGCAUGGCGCAGCUCAGCGAGCUGCUGAAGGGCGAGCUGCGGCGCGUGCGCGGCGCCGCCGGCAACUCCGCGCACAACGCCGAGUACAUGAAGAACGUCACGCUCAAGUUCCUGACGCUGCCUCCGGGCGACGAGCGCAGCCGGCUGGUGCCCGUGCUACAGAAGAUCCUGUCCCUGACUAAUGACGAGACGAGCAAAAUUCAGGCAGUUGCUAAAGGUAUGGAUCCAAACCCAAAAGGCUGGGGAAGUUACCUGCCGUGGCCAGGAGGAAAAUAGUCUUAUAUUUUUAGUAGCCAUAUACUUUGUUGAAUUUAAUUAUACAAAUAGACAGUUUAAAUAAACGUAUAUUAUACAUUUAUUUCUAAAUUAAAAAUUUAAGAUUUUAGGCGUGUAAGUAUCGGCGAAAUUUUAUGAUGUUGGCUGAUCGUAAAGUAAUAUACACUUAAUUUAUUAAUUUUAUUAUGCUUGCUGGUUGCGGAUAUCGAUAAUCGACACAAAGCUCGUUGAGUUAAUUAAUCCUAAACAUGGUACAAAUUGUGAGUAAUUGACUAAUUACUGUUAGUACUUAUAAGAAACACGAAGCUAAACAUGGAAAACGGAGGAGCUCUCACGAGAGUAAACAAUGAAAUAGUUAGCAUCAUAAAUAAUUUAUUUAAAAUAAAUAAACUUACUAAAAGAUAAACAUUUUCAUUCCUGUAGCUAUUUUAUUUUAUUUAAGGCAUGAAUCAAAAUAUGUAGAUAGUAGGUACUAUUACAUUUUUACGAAUACAUCGUAAAGUAAAUGUAUAUUAUAGUAUUUGUAUGAAUUUCCAACUUAAUUAAAAUAUUAUUUAUUUUGUAUUGUAUUCUUUUAACAGUGUAAAAUUAUACAUGAACUGACUGUCUUAAGAUUAUAUUUGGCUUUACCUCAAUUACCAGUUUGUAUUUAAUAGCUACCCUAUCGGGGUGAUAUGCUUGCGAAACGUAUCUAGUUAAAUUAUACUUUUCCAGGAAUUUAUAAUUAUGUAUUGCAGUAAUGGACCCGCGAAUAAUAGUAUGUACGAUUAUUGAAACUUGUUUCAUUAUUAAAAUGAUCGCGGUCAUUAAGCCGUGACAUCAUUGUCAAUGGCAAAAAUGAUAAUAAACAUUAAUUUGAAUAAUAAAUGCCAGCAAGUUUGGAACCGGAUGUCUAUCUUAUCUAAUGUACCACAGAUAUUUGUAGUGUUCAUGCUGAAUCUAUUUUAAACUACAUAUUAGAACUACAUUAAAAUGUUGUGUUCGCCUUGAAUUUAAUAUGUAUUUCUAUCGUUUGCUUUGUUGUAAAUAGCAAUUACUGCUAGUUGAUCGUGCAUUUCAAAAUCUAAAAUUCUUUAGCAUUAUUAAAUAUCUAGGCGUCACCUACAUAAUAAUAAAUAUUGUCUACUAUUUAUGUUUAAAAGAUAAUGAUAACUCAUAUAAUGAGACAACAGUCAAAUUAUUUAAAUAUUUAUUUUAUUGCACAGACAUUAUAACAACUUAGGUACCUAAUUAUAUGUACUCUAUGUACAUCGUAAAAACGUGCAGCUCGUGAUCUGGCGGGUAAUAAACGCAUUUGUGUAAUAAAUAUUAAAUACAAACACAACUACCAUUAUGUGCCUGGAGGGCGGGGCCGAAGUCAACAUUGAGUCUGUUUUAUAAAGUUUGGUGGUAUGUAGAACGCUUGCUGGAACUCAUUCACCGGUACCAAUAUAACAUUGCUUCUUUUAUACUUCUGUUUAAACAGGCAUAAAAUCAAAUUAGUUUACAUGGGGAUCUCGUGAGACAUUGUUCGUUCAAUUGAAGAGUAGGUACGCAGUACAAAACAAACAUAUAGUCUGUCAAGCUGCUUCUGUUACUACAUUAGAGCAGCAAAUUUACAAAAUGUAAAUGCGAAAGUUUAUAGUUCCGUAAUAGUAUUUUAUACAAUCGUGAUAUAAUACAAAGCUUUUCAGUUGAGUACCAUGUUUAGGCCACGAAGCUUGCUGAGUGGCCUAAUAGUACGGUACGAGAGUGAAAAGCUUU
Messenger RNA from Leguminivora glycinivorella, 6174 nucleotides. RefSeq names its product GRIP and coiled-coil domain-containing protein 2-like. The record is from RefSeq and is a predicted model, not a curated record. The transcript has 15 exons. The coding region runs from base 166 to 4431 and encodes 1421 amino acids. NCBI's taxonomy places the organism in Eukaryota, Metazoa, Arthropoda, Insecta, Lepidoptera, Tortricidae.